AUGGGUUUUAUAAUGUCACUGCUUUAAGGUUUUAAGAUAUCUGCUCUGUUUAUUUGUCUUGAAGCUGAUUCUUAUGAGAACUGUUUGAUUUGCUCAUACGGUUAUGGCAUAUACACUGAUUAAAAUGGAAACUAAAAAUGUCAAAAUUCAUAGACUAAUCUUCCUGUUUAAGUUUAGAUUAUUGCGUGUGAAGAUGGAUAUGUUGAUGAAGCAACUAGUAAAUGUACCGCAAAUUGUGGAAUCGGAAAAUAUGGACAAAUUAUUUUUGACCCUAGAGGUUUAAUAAAAACAUCAAGCUGUGAAACUUGUGAUGAUAUCUGCUUUGAAUGUUCUUCAAAAAGUGAGUGCUUAUCUUGUAAAAAAGGAUUUUAUUUGUAUACUGGAUCAUCAUUGAAGUAAACUGGGUAAUGCUUGCAAAAAUCAGGAUAUUUAGAGUUAGUACUUUAUGUUGAUAGUGUUUCUGACUAAUAUUCAGAAGAUCUUUUAACUGGAAUGACUCUAGACGAUCCGUUUUUAUCUUUAUAAAGUGCAUUUGCCAAAGCCUAUGAGUAUGGUGCCCCUUUUGAAAGUGCGUUGAUAAAAAUCUUGCUAAUAGAUUCUACUAAUGGCUAUUAAGUUCAAGUUUUUUACAGAUUAAGAGAUCAAUUUAAAUUCCUUGUCGGGGCUGGUCUAGAAAUCAGAAACAUUGCUUUUAAUGCUUUUGAUUCUAUUUUUGAUCCAAGAUAAGGAUUUGACCUCAAUAAACUUGAUAAUUAUUAUUGUUUAACUGACAAACUGACUAAUGCCAUUUACCCAUUGGUUCAUCAUUAAUUUAGUUUGACAUAUCAAGUUAAACACUUUUAAAAUCUCCUUAAAUUCUGA
This is a messenger RNA of Stylonychia lemnae, 861 nucleotides long. Lineage: Eukaryota; Ciliophora; Spirotrichea; Sporadotrichida; Oxytrichidae. The record is from the annotation of a GenBank genome assembly.